CCGUUAUAUAAUCAUCAACUGGUUUUAUUUUAGUGGGUGUAUUCAUUAUCACUGAACACAGUAUCUCAGAAGCAUUGUUGACUUAUCAACAGAUCAAAUGAUGUUACGGACUAGCCCUGAACCACACAUGACGGAGGCUGUUGUCUCGGACGCAUCAGUAAUUAUAUUGACAGGACAUUUAAAGUCGUAAUAGCCCCGGAUUAAGUUACUUACAGGAGCUCUAUCAGAUCCCAGGAGCUCUUCCCGGCUUUCUUACUCUCACUUCGCCAAACAUGGGUCUGGUAGAAUACAUUCACCCGUCUCUGGCCGCCGCCGAGUGGAGCCGUCCGUCAGUCAAAGCAGCCUACAUCGCUGGUGCAUUCCUGAGUUUCUGUUCGGUGUACGCUAUAUCCGCGUUGAUGUCCACCGUCACCACGCAAACCUAUCGGAAGCUGCAGACCAAGGAAGUGGUGUUUUGGAACUUAGCGGUGGUUCGUGGGGUGUACGGGCUGUUUUGUAUCGUUUUCGGUACGUGGGCAAUAUUCAUGGACACAGACCUUGUGGGAGAUGUGGUUUUCGCCACCUCUCCGUCCAGCCAUUUCGCCAUGACUACAACCGUGGGUUUCUUCAUAUUUGAGUGCGGGAUGAUCUUGUGGUCAGACAUUUACUUCCGCCAGUUUAAUUUCUUGCUCAACCUGCACCACUGGAUCUCGCUGCUAGCCUACUCACUGCUAAUCUACAUGGGUAGCACCCACUUCUUUGGGACGCGAGGUCUCAUCCUCGAGAUGUCGACGCCAUUCAGCUGCCUGUGCUGGACGUUGCUCAAGGCGGACAUGGCACACACGCUUCUCUGGAAGGCCAACCAGUUCCUCCUUGUCCAUACGUUCCACCUCCGGUCUGUGGCGGAGUGCGCAAUGUGGUACUGGACUUACCAGCACUGGAACCGAAUAUGGGCCGCCAUGCCCCUGGGGAUGUUUGUGUUCCUGUAUACUCAGCUGUCCCUCGUCACGUUCAUCAUGACGCCUUACUGGACGUACAAGAAGACCACACAAAUGAUAAACCCUGUUGACUGGAACUUCGAAGACUCAGUGAAAUAUAAACACCGGAAUGGUGAAAUCAAGCGUGAAUAAAUGUUGACACGUGGCAGGAACAUACGGGUCUCAUCAUGUCGCAUUAGUCUCGUGCAUGGACGUUUAGAUACUCCACUUGGUAUAUUUGUUGUUUGCUGUCAGAAGCUGACCUUUGUUUAUAUGUUGUUUUCUUAAAUUAUUUAGGAACAUGUGAUUCUUUAAACAAUAGGGUAAAAAUAGUUUAAAGUUGUCAAAGUUGAUUAUGUUUUAUAAUUGUCUUAAAGGAAGUUACUAUACAUGUAUAUAUAUAUAUAUAUAUGGUUUCAAAUAUGGCUUGACAGUAUCUCAGUGUUAUUGUUUGGGUCUGUCUUGUUUUAUGUAGAUGUAUUAAUUAUUGCUUUGUUUUACAAGUGGCGCUUAUAAUGAUAUAUACAAGUUGAAGGUUAAAGUUGUAAUACGUAACUUAAUGCUGUUGUUGUAUUUGUUGUUGUAUUUAUUCUUUUUGUAAUACAAAUUUGAUGGUGUCCGAA
Mya arenaria is the source of this 1579-nucleotide messenger RNA. RefSeq names its product protein CLN8-like. Bases 273 to 1109 code for a protein of 278 amino acids. NCBI's taxonomy places the organism in Eukaryota, Metazoa, Mollusca, Bivalvia, Myida, Myidae. Gene Ontology annotation, biological process: lipid homeostasis. Gene Ontology annotation, cellular component: membrane; endoplasmic reticulum. The record is from RefSeq and is a predicted model, not a curated record. The transcript is spliced from 2 exons.